This is a messenger RNA of Colletotrichum truncatum, 402 nucleotides long. Its product is annotated as mitochondrial 54S ribosomal protein bL34m. Gene Ontology annotation, molecular function: structural constituent of ribosome. NCBI's taxonomy places the organism in Eukaryota, Fungi, Ascomycota, Sordariomycetes, Glomerellales, Glomerellaceae. Gene Ontology annotation, biological process: translation. Gene Ontology annotation, cellular component: ribosome. The record is from RefSeq and is a predicted model, not a curated record.
AUGAUGCGCCAAUCGAUCACGGGCCUGGCGAGGAGCUUCCUCUCCCGCCCAACUCUUCAGUCCAGCCGUGUGGCCCAGACCUUCUCCCAAAGGACGUUCUGUUCCCUCCCCUCCCUCCGUCCCUCGACUACUCCCCUCACAUCUGCCUUCCGCCGCCCGACGGCCACGCCAUUUACCCCUUCGACAGCCAAUGCUGCCGACGUCGUUCCUCAGAGCGCCAUCUCUGAGCAUCCUGCCAUGGGCGCCAUGCAGCUCCGCUGCGGUCCUCGUAACACUAUGAACCGAAACACCCGAUUGAUCCAGAAGCGGAGACAUGGCUUCAUCUCCCGCAUGAAGACAAAGGACGGACGCAAGAUCAUUGCGCGGAGGCGGGCGAAGGGACGCAAGAAGCUGGGUGUCUAA